This is a messenger RNA of Callorhinus ursinus (northern fur seal), 2693 nucleotides long. It is a transcript of the gene NOX4, whose product is annotated as NADPH oxidase 4. Gene Ontology annotation, molecular function: superoxide-generating NAD(P)H oxidase activity. Gene Ontology annotation, biological process: defense response; superoxide anion generation. Gene Ontology annotation, cellular component: plasma membrane; NADPH oxidase complex. The record is from RefSeq and is a predicted model, not a curated record. Lineage: Eukaryota; Metazoa; Chordata; Mammalia; Carnivora; Otariidae.
AUGGCUGUGUCCUGGAGGAACUGGCUGGCCAACGAAGGGGUUAAACACCUCUGCCUGUUUAUCUGGCUCUCCCUGAAUGUUUUGCUUUUCUGGAAAGCCUUCCUGCUGUAUAACCAAGGGCCAGAGUAUCACUACCUCCACCAGAUGUUAGGGCUAGGAUUGUGUCUAAGCAGAGCCUCCGCAUCUGUUCUUAACCUCAACUGCAGCCUUAUCCUUUUACCCGUGUGCCGGACGCUCCUGGCUUACCUACGAGGAUCCCAGAAGGUUCCAAGCAGGAGAACCAGAAGAUUGUUGGAUAAAAGCAGAACAUUCCAUAUAACCUGUGGUGUGACUAUAUGUAUUUUUUCAGGUGUGCAUGUGGCUGCCCAUCUGGUGAAUGCCCUCAACUUCUCAGUGAACUACAGUGAGGAUUUCGCGGAACUGAAUGCAGCAAGAUACCGAGAUGAGGAUCCUAGAAAACUUCUCUUCACAACUGUUCCUGGCCUGACAGGGGUGGGCAUGGUGUUGGUGCUCUUCCUGAUGAUUACAGCUUCUACGUAUGCAAUACGAGUUUCCAACUAUGACAUCUUCUGGUAUACUCAUAAUCUCUUCUUUGUCUUCUACAUGCUGCUGAUGUUGCAUGUUUCAGGAGGGCUGCUGAAGUAUCAAGCUAAUUUAGAUACCCACCCUCCUGGCUGCAUCAAUCCUAAUGGAACCCACUACCAGCAUGUUUACUUACCAGACCAUGGCUCGGAACAUUUUCAUGAAUCUUUCCCUGGAGGACCUUCAAAACCAGAUGAACUUACCCAAAACAGAUCCGUGAACAUUUGUAUGGAAGAGCCUAGGUUUCAAGCUAAUUUUCCACAGACUUGGCUUUGGAUUUCUGGACCUUUGUGCCUGUAUUGUGCUGAAAGACUUUACAGGUGUAUCCGGAGCAAUAAACCAGUAACCAUCAUCUCAGUCAUAAGUCAUCCCUCAGAUGUCAUGGAAAUCCGAAUGAUCAAAGAAAAUUUUAAAGCAAGACCUGGCCAGUAUAUUAUUCUACAUUGUCCCAGUGUGUCUGCAUUAGAAAACCAUCCAUUUACCCUUACAAUGUGUCCUACUGAAACCAAAGCAACAUUUGGGGUCCACCUUAAAAUAGUAGGAGACUGGACAGGAUUUGGACCAUUACAGGAGGUCUGCAAAGCCUCUGAACAGAGCUCUGAAUCCGGAGGAGUAAUAAUGGGGGAGAUGAGAGAAAGCGUAAAAACCCUGAAGCAGGCAAAUAUUUGUGGUCAAGGACCAGUUAAAAGUGCGUUGUUGCUGGAACUGAGACAUGAAGUAGAAUUUGCACUUUAUAUGAGUCACCUUGCUGGUAUUACACAGAUUGGCAAGGACAAAGACCAGGAAGCAGACAUGAAUAAAGAAGGGGGCAGUACCAUAAUUACUGUGGACAGGAGAUGUACUUUUCGAUCUCUAGGACUUUGCACACGAGAGAGAGAAGCCCUCUCCGAGGACAGGGAGGCUUGUCUCCUGUUCACUUCCAUCAUCUCCAGAGCACCUGAAAAGCUAUACAUUGAUGGUCCAUUUGGAAGUCCAUUUGAGGAAUCGCUGAACUACGAGGUUAGCCUCUGUGUGGCUGGAGGCAUUGGAGUAACUCCAUUUGCAUCAAUACUCAACACCCUGCUGGAUGACUGGAAACCAUACAAGCUUAGAAGAUUAUAUUUUAUUUGGGUGUGCAGAAACAUCCAAUCCUUCCGUUGGUUUGCAGACUUACUCUGUGUGUUACAUAACAAGUUUUGGCAAGAAAACAGACCUGACUAUGUCAACAUCCAGCUGUACCUCAGUCAAACAGAUGGGAUACAGAAGAUAAUUGGAGAAAAAUAUCAAGCACUGAAUUCAAGACUUUUUAUUGGACGGCCUCGGUGGAAACUUCUGUUUGAUGAAAUAGCAAAAUGUAACAGAGGGAAAACUGUUGGUGUUUUCUGCUGUGGACCCAAUUCAAUUUCUAAGACUCUUCAUAAACUGAGUAACCAAAACAACCCAUAUGGGACAAGAUUUGAAUACAAUAAAGAAUCUUUCAGCUGAAAGCCUUUGAGAGGAACCAGGAUUCUGAACAAGGAAUGAGUGCAAUUUCUAAGACUUUGAAGCUCAGCUGAAUCAAGUAGCUGUGUCAUGCCAAAGAGUAGCAAGGUUUUCUUAUUUAUGAUUAUUUAAAAUGGAAAUGCAGAGGAUGUGGCAAGAUGACAGGUCACAUUACAUGUUUAAUCUGGAAACCAAAGAGGCCCUGAAGAAUAGUUGCUGUGAUGAUUCACUUUUCAGUGCUCAAAUGAAAACAAAACUAUUAGAUGCACACUGUUGAUUUUUAUGGCAGAUUCAAGAACUCCCUAGUGAGGUGCCUCACUUGCUCACUGUGAGGCUGAUAGCCUUGGUCCUCUUUGAAUUGUUUUUGGUUGAACAAAUGCAAGAUUGAAUGAAAUUAAAAAUGCAUUGAAACUCAGAUUACAUUUUCUACGUGAGUAUAAACAGAGUAGUUUUGAUUUAGGAAAGCUCCAGACAAAUGUAGUAGAUGUUUGAAAAUACAGCACAGAACUAUGUAUUAAUACGGGUACUUUGUGUCUCCUCUUCCUCACUACUGACACUAAUACCUCUAUUUGAUGUCUGUGGCCUUAAUGCUGAAUGAACUUUGGUAGAUGUUGAUAGAGUAUCUAUUUUUAUAUUUUUCUUUCUUUUUU